Phytophthora sojae is the source of this 333-nucleotide messenger RNA. RefSeq lists its product as hypothetical. NCBI's taxonomy places the organism in Eukaryota, Oomycota, Peronosporomycetes, Peronosporales, Peronosporaceae. The coding region runs from base 1 to 333 and encodes 110 amino acids. The record is from RefSeq and is a predicted model, not a curated record. The transcript is spliced from 2 exons.
AUGGUCAAGCCGUCGUUCCCCGCGUUCAAAGAGAAAGAGAAAGAGAAACACCUGAUGGCCCCCAUAGAGUUCUGCGUCCCCGAGGAAGACAAAGCCAAAGCGAUGGACGAGUUGGAGGCGAUGAAAUUUGACCUGGAGAUCCCGGCUGACAAGUGGAAAGCGCGCGUCAAACCAAUGCUGGCCAACUACAAGAUGAGGACUGGAAAUCACCACGUGCCGCGCGACUACGUGAUCCCAACGCACUCUAGAAACAAUUAUUGGGAAGAGAAAGACAAGGGUAUCCAGCUGGGUAAGCUGGUGUACAACCACGGAUGGACGAGGAUGAUGAAAUAG